AAAAAAAGAGAACCCAGAUCUAGGUCCUUGAAAACACAAGAGCCUAGAUCUUAAGAAACUUGAAGCUUCUUUCUAAAAGUAUCACCGUCUUCCUCGUUGUUGAUGCUGUGAGAGGAGGCUCUGUUUAUCUCGUGUUCCUCUCCACCGUCUCUUUCGCUUUUCUUUCCACUUACACUUGAAAUCGUACUAUUUGGAGAUGAGACUCUUGCUUCCUCCUCGAAAUCUAUCGUCAACGACAAUCUGUUCACAACGAUUCCUCAUAGAAAGGACUUCAUCUCUAGCCAGCUAGAUUCUGAGUUGAGAUCUGCAUGCAAAAGCCAAAAAACAGAAAAAAAGAAAAAAAAAAAAAAAGAAAAGAGAACUUUAGCAUGUGAACAACAGAAAAGCUCAAUGUAAUCAAUCUUAAAAGCACUAAUUGAAGAAGAGAAAAUGGGUAGCCUCUUCUAAUUUCUUUUCCUUUUCUUAGAUCUUUAAUUCUCACUAAAUCUCAAAUUCCAGGGCCUUUCGAGCUUUUUCCUUGGAGUUCGGAUCCAUGCUGCGUCUUGCCACCAAGUCACCACUAGAUGCACCUCUCCUCCAAAUCUCACUUCCCAAACGAACCUCUUCGAUCCCACCUAGAACACUGAAUAAGAAGAUCCCAUCAUCAUCUCCCUGCCAAUCUAAACCUUCUCCUGCUUGCUCCGCUAAGAAGCCCUCUCCUGAUUCCCCCAAUUUUGAACUAUGGAAAAGAGGAGGAACGUUUUGAGUUUUAAAGAAUGAGAAUGGGAUCUAUGAUCGAUAUAUGGUUGAGCAAAAGGAGGGGAAUUGGUGUGGCAACUUCUAUUGAUGGAAGAAGAUCAAGGAAGAAAAACUAGAAAAUGGAAGAAGAUCGAGGAAUUUUAGUAAUAGAAGAAUUUUAGGUGG
This is a messenger RNA of Rubroshorea leprosula, 903 nucleotides long. The record is from the annotation of a GenBank genome assembly. NCBI's taxonomy places the organism in Eukaryota, Viridiplantae, Streptophyta, Magnoliopsida, Malvales, Dipterocarpaceae.